CAAUUCAGUAUGGUCGGGUGGACGUUAUUUUGGUGCUUAGUUUGUUUAAGCGGGCAUAAUUUACAAGCAGCUAAAUUUGAACCAAACUGGAAUAGUUUGGACAACAGGGACUUGCCCCAGUGGUAUGAUGAAGCAAAAAUUGGGAUAUUUAUACAUUGGGGAGUGUAUUCGGUACCUAGUUUUGGAUCCGAGUGGUUUUGGUCCAACUGGAAAGGUGGAGGAUCAACAGUUGAAUUUAUGAAGCAAAAUUAUCCUCCGAAAUUCACAUAUCAAGAAUUUGCUAAAGAAUUCACUGCUGAAUUCUUCAAUGCAUCAGAAUGGGCUGAAUUGUUCAGAAAAUCAGGAGCAAGAUACGUUGUUUUAACCAGCAAACACCAUGAAGGAUAUGCUAUGUGGCCUUCAAAAUAUUCUUACAGUUGGAACUCUCUUGACAUCGGCCCAGGAAGAGAUAUCGUUGGAGAACUAGGUAAUGCAGUAAGAGCAGAAAACCUAACAUAUGGACUAUACCAUUCUCUUUACGAAUGGUUCAAUCCCAUGUACUUAUCGGACAAGAAAAGUAACUGGACUAAGCAAGAAUUUGUUUACAACAAAAUCUUACCGGAAAUGCACGAACUUAUACAAACUUACAAACCAUCCGUGCUAUGGUCUGAUGGCGAAUGGGAAGCACCAGAUAGUUAUUGGACUGCGACUAAAUUUUUGGCAUGGCUGUACAACGAAAGUCCUGUGAAAAAUGAUAUUGUUACCAAUGAUAGAUGGGGUAGCGGUACACUUUGUAAACAUGGAGAUUUUUAUACAUGUUUGGAUAGAUAUAAUCCAGGUGUACUUCAAACACAUAAAUGGGAAAACGCUAUGACCAUUGACAAGCGUACAUGGGGCUACAGAAGAAAUGCAAAAAUAGAACAAUUCUAUACCAUAGAAGAGUUAAUUAAAGAAUUAGUAACCACUGUUAGUUGCGGAGGUAACUUAUUGAUGAACAUUGGCCCAACAAAAGAGGGGACCAUUAUUCCAAUUUAUCAAGAACGCUUAUUACAAAUGGGCAAAUGGUUGUCAGUAAACGGUGAAGGGAUUUUCGGAACGAAACCAUGGAUCGCCCAGAAUGAUUCUUUGGCUGGUGAUGUAUGGUACACUUGCAAAGGGUUUGCUGUUUAUGCUACUGCAUUAAAAUGGCCUAGAGGAAAUGUGUUGUCACUGGUAUCAGUUAGUGACAUAUUUAAAGAUUCCAACACAAAGGUGACCUUAGUUGGAAAUGAACAAACUGGAUAUUUAGCGUGGAAGGUAGCCAGCGGUAUUGUAAAUAUUAAAUUUCCAGAUAAAUCAAUAGUUAUCAGUCAAUGGGCAUAUGUAUUAAAAAUAAGAAGUUCAAGGAAUCAAGAACUGAAAGAUCCUAUUGAUAUUCAUAUACAUUAAUAAUUAUGUUUUGUUAAAUUACUUUUAAUUACACUUUUUUGAUAAAUCAGUUUUUUAACA
Molecule: messenger RNA, 1467 nt
Organism: Psylliodes chrysocephalus
Lineage: Eukaryota; Metazoa; Arthropoda; Insecta; Coleoptera; Chrysomelidae
Source: the annotation of a GenBank genome assembly